Molecule: messenger RNA, 503 nt
Organism: Heterotrigona itama
Lineage: Eukaryota; Metazoa; Arthropoda; Insecta; Hymenoptera; Apidae
Source: the annotation of a GenBank genome assembly
AUGCAAUGGACUGUAAAAAUGGCCGAAAAUUAUAGUCAAAAUACUCGAAUGUGUAACGAAGGGAAUAUUUUAUAUUUGUCGGAUUGUAUUGUUGCAUUGAAUUAGAGAAAUUGGAGCGGCAAGCUAGUCAGGUGAAACUGUAUCCGAUUUUCAUUAGUCUUAAUGGAAACAUCCGUAAGUACUUACUGGGGCGUACGUUCCUCCGCAAAUUUCAUGCUGUACCGGAUAUUUAAGAGAAUUACCCUUUAUUAAAUAUUUCUUACUCUUCUUGGAACUGUUUAGAGAUCAUCGAAACAGCGAGAUAAAUUUUCUCUUGGAAAACGGGAAAGAUAAGAACGCGUCAGUGUUCGAAUUGGAAGCAUGUAUUUCUAAUUGUCGAAACGCAUCUCUACCGUGGAAGGCUGCCAAAGUUUUGUGAAAGAAUACACGUGGCGGAUGGCGUGAACAAGAAAAUUAAAGAUAUAAAUAGAACAGAGACGAAGAUUGUAUAAAAAAAAAAAAAA